Molecule: messenger RNA, 267 nt
Organism: Hydatigera taeniaeformis
Lineage: Eukaryota; Metazoa; Platyhelminthes; Cestoda; Cyclophyllidea; Taeniidae
Source: the annotation of a GenBank genome assembly
AUGUUCCUGCUGGUCUUAAUUGCCCUCACUCUCACCUCACUCAUCCACGCCCGACCGCUAUCAGAAUUGGGGUCUCAUGUUGAUCAGAAUGGUCCAGUUGACCCACAAAUUGUCAAAUGGCUUCAAAGUCAGGAUCCUUCACUUAUCGCCCAUCUCAGUAACAACGGUAAUGUCAAUGAAGUCACUAAUUCGCACGGUUGGAAGGACCUUUUCAAGUACAUGGCACAGCUCAAUGAUUACUACGUACUGUUUGGCAGAGCCAGGUAA